Molecule: messenger RNA, 1200 nt
Organism: Aricia agestis (brown argus)
Lineage: Eukaryota; Metazoa; Arthropoda; Insecta; Lepidoptera; Lycaenidae
Product: carboxypeptidase B-like
Exons: 8
Coding region: 1-1167 (388 amino acids)
Biological process (GO): proteolysis
Molecular function (GO): zinc ion binding; metallocarboxypeptidase activity
Source: RefSeq, a predicted model, not a curated record
AUGCUAUUGCAGUAUAAAAUUUAUUUUAUAGGAUUCCUGUACUUUUUUGGAAUAUUGUUUAUGACUUUAUUUCCUCCUAGAAACAUCGAGCUCUCAGGACCGAACAUAAGAGAAGCACGACGUACUAUCUGGGAUAUAAAUUAUAUGGACUACAUAGACUACAGUAUGCUUGUAAAUGUUACUAAACUAAUUGGCCUGGAAGAUCUUGAACUUGCCACCAUUGUGCAUCUCACUCCUAAGACGUAUAAAAACAAGAGCAUCAUAGCUUUAGAACUACACAGUGACAAACUCAGCAGGAAGCCGGGAAUACUUAUAAUAGCUGGAAUCGACGGAAUGGCGUGGGCAGCACCAAACGCUGUCAUUAAAUUAGCUAAUAAAUUACUCCACGACACAACGUACCAAACGCCAUUUUUCAAUGACUACGAUUGGUACCUCAUACCGAUGGCAAACCCUGACGCCUUCGAGUUUACAAAAGCGCUGAGUGGUCUACCUGAAGUUGAGGCUAACGUUUGGUCACAUAACGUCACCGUCAGAAGACGAGCUAGGCCGUCGCAUUGGCACAAGAACAUCGAUGUGGAGAGCGACCAGAACAAAUGUUUUGGGACCAACAUCAAUCGGAACUUCGCUUAUCAUUGGCAGGACGACGUCCUUCGGGAGCCGGAUCAGUGUUCGCAGCAGUACCCGGGUCUCAGGCCCUUCUCCACGGCCGAGGCCGACGCCAUCCGCCAGUACAUAGACAAGCUGGACAACAGUGUCCACUUCGUCGUACAUUUACAUGCGAGCUUUGAGGCGAAGAAGGAGUACAUCCUGUACCCGUGGCGGUACACCACCCGCGCGCCGAGCAGCCACCGCAGCCUCCAAGCGAUCGGCGAGUCCGCGGCGCGGCAGGCAAGACUACCAGACGGGAGGCUGUAUCGGGUUCAUCAAGCGAGCGCGGACGGGCGAGUCGCGGGUACACUGAGCGACUACAUAGCCGGCGUGCUGGGAAUACCGCUAGUAUUCAUAGUGAAGCCGUAUUACCCACCCUUCGCUAACCUAACCGAUGACACGAUUUUAGAGGCGUACGUGAACAAGUCAAUAUCAGCUAUAAUAAGUUUAGUGCGCGGCUGGAGGAGCAGUACCAAGCAGAACACUUUGUCCUUCUUCGGCAGAGAUAUAGAAUUUUAAUUAAUAAAUAAUUUAACCAAAAAAAACGGAUUA